UCUGUUUACUGUUGAAUGAGAUUUUCAGGGGAGAAAAAAAUGACAGAUUCCCAAAAAUAUUUGACAUCCUAUGAGUUGAAAAAACUGCAGGACAAGUGUGUUAAUUUUAUAAAGGCAUCAGACUCUGAUAAGUUUUUACGACUCAGGUAUAUGUGGCGAGAUAAACCAUUAGAUUACUGGGAGAACAUCUUGAAUGAAAAGGAUGGACAAAUGGUUCCUUACACCAAAGAUUGUAAUGGAGAUCAAAGAUCCGCCCUAAAUGGAAACAUUGCUGGUCUAUUUUUUGGUUGCGCACUGUAUCCCAAAAACGGAAAGCCACCAUGGUUCUCCUAUCUUGGCAAUCGCAGACUCUAUAUCUCAUCAACGGCCAUUUUCCGAAAACCCGUGCGUCUUUAUUUUGCUGAUUUUUAUUGUCAUACGAAAAAUCACUUUGCAACGCUGGUCCUCACAAAAACCGACUCUAAGCAAGAUAAUUUCUGUCGAGACCACAAUUUACCGCAGCUAGAUAUGAAGAAUAAUCCAUUUCUGAAAAUCCAGACAAUAAAUGGUGUGGAUGAAGUUUUCGUUACAGUGGGGGUUAGGGUGGAGGUGUUGUAUACAGAAACAAUAGACGUAAAUGAAGUUACUACCGGUAAAUAUAAGACUGGUCGCUUUGUGUGGGUUAAACCAAGUGGUCGUGGACGAAGUAGGCCAGGAGGUAUCCCCAAAAAUCCGGCCUGUCGAAUUUGCAAUUUAUAAUUCUAUUACAAGAAAAAAAUUCUGCUGUUAAAGAUCCUUGUAAUUUAAUAUUAUCUUUAUUUUACUUAUAACAUCUGUCUGAAAUUUUUGAAAGACAUACAAUCAUAAUUGAAACAUAUCGCAAUCAAUUUAUCUGUAAAAUUAAUUUUACGUUUGGGGAACUAACAAACUACCGCACUUUCUACGUAAAACUUCGUAUUGUGAAUUAGUUUCACGCAAGUUGUAGUCAAUUUUUGAUUAGCAGCAUCUGAUAGCUUAUACAAUAGAUAUUACUUUUAUUAUUACUGUCAUAUAUCAGGUAUAAGUCACGAAAUAGAUUGUUUAUAUCUUGGCAUGUUACCUGCAAUAUGUUUAAACAUACAUGACAUAUUAUCGAUGUUACAUAUCCAUUGUUACAUACUCAAUAAAGGCAUUGUUAUUCUAAACAAAUCUGAGAACUAGUCUCUUGGUAAAAUCUCGAAUGGCUCAAUGAAAGCUUGAGCCUUUUUAAAAAGAAACAUGUUAUUUUAAUAUAACGAUUCAACAGAUAUAUUUUUGAAACUCCAGGUUACUUAUUUCAUUGAAAAUCUCCAAUUUUUACUCACAAAGGGACGUCGACCAAGUAGUAAUGGGCUUAAAAUUUAGACUUACUUUGUAUUCUGGGAUACAGAGUAGUAAGGAGGGUUCUUUAACGUUUUACACCUAAGCUCGUUUUAGCUCAUCUGAUCCGAAGGCUCUAGUAACCUUUCCUGUUAAUUAAUUUGCUCCUUUCUUCAGAAUAACUCGGCCAUUUUAAACAAACUUGGCACAUAAUCCUUUGGUAAAAGGAUCCAAGUUUAUUCCAUGAAACAUGGAGAUAACAAACAAGUAUUCAAGCUCAGAGGUACAUUUAAACAAUACAAACCAGGAGCAGAGCAAACACGGACCUCUAAACAUAUCCUUGGUGCAGUGAGCACGCAGCGCAUCCGUAGACACAUCAUUGUGUAAAUAAUGGCCCAACAAUUAGUACAUAAAUUGUCCUUCUGCAUUUUACUUAAUGACAAGGUCAUUCUAUCGACCAUAAAACUUGCGAAAUUAUGACUUUAAGGGAGACUUUUAAUAUUUUUUGUUUCAUCAACUUGUUUGUCAAUUGUUUAUCUCUUUAUAGAAAUUGUUUGUGCGCCAUGGUCUUGUGAUCAAAUCACCUAAGAGAUGGAAACAUCAUUUGAAGGUGAUACGGUUGUAAGGGUAUACUAUUACCAUAAGUUAGGAAAGUUGACGACUGAAGUCGUCACAUUUAUCAUAAAGUUUUGUUGUUAGGUUACUAUUAAUGUCUUUUUAUAGUAAAACCCUCAAAUGUAAAACAGAUGUGUCAAUGAGUCAUACAGAUAGAAAAAAAUAUGCUUGUUUUGAUUGAAACGAGACAGAAACCAUUUAAAGAUCUCGGCAGUCA
This is a messenger RNA of Saccostrea cuccullata (small rock oyster), 2149 nucleotides long. Its product is annotated as phytanoyl-CoA hydroxylase-interacting protein-like. Bases 16 to 738 code for a protein of 240 amino acids. The transcript is spliced from 3 exons. The record is from RefSeq and is a predicted model, not a curated record. NCBI's taxonomy places the organism in Eukaryota, Metazoa, Mollusca, Bivalvia, Ostreida, Ostreidae. Gene Ontology annotation, cellular component: cytoplasm.